CUAGGGUGACAGUAUGUAAAAAAAAAACAAAACAUAAAUAAUAAUAUAAAAAAAUAAAAUAAAAAUAAUAAAUUUUGGCCAAGAUUUAUGAUGAAAUAUUAUUUCUUUGCAAAAUUUUAUAAGAAAAACACUUUUUUCAAAAUUUUUGGACUUUUUGGAUUUUUUUUAGCAAAAAAAAUAAAAAUCCCAGUGGAGAAUAAAUACCACCAAAAUAAAGCUUUAUCUGUCUCAAAAAAAUGGUAAAACAUUCAUAUGGGUACAGUGUUGCAUGACCGCGCAAUUGUUAUUCAAAAUGUGAUAGUGCUGAAAGCUGAAAAUUGCCCUGCUCAGGAAGGGGGUAAAAGUGUCCGGACAGGAAGUGGUCA
This is a messenger RNA of Staurois parvus, 365 nucleotides long. Lineage: Eukaryota; Metazoa; Chordata; Amphibia; Anura; Ranidae. The record is from the annotation of a GenBank genome assembly.